AUGGACUUGAACCAAAGGUUCAUAUACAUCAAUGAUGAGUUGGAGAACAGAGAGUUCAAUUUCCCCAACAACAAGAUACACAUUCAUACCUACUCGGUACUUCAUUUCCUCAAGAGGUUCCUCUGGCACAACACAUUUAGACUUGGAUAUAUAUAUCUGUUGCUGAUCACUAUUCUCCAGCUAAUCCCAUCACUUAGUACUAUUGGUACUUUUACGACUUUGGGACCAUUGUUGGUAAUGGUUGUGGCAACAUUUGUGUUGCAAUUGUUGACUACUAUUCAGCAACAGCGUCAUUUGGAUAGGGAUGUGAAUUUGAAGAAGGUGUCGAUUCUGCGUGGUGCAGUCUUCAAUGAUGUUGCCUCCUACAAGUUGAAGCCUGGCGAUGUUAUAAAGGUGUCGAACAAUGAAUACAUACCUGCAGAUUUAAUGUUGUUGGCCACUAGUGAUAUGGACAACGUGUGCAUGGUCGAGCAGUACGAGACGGCCGAUGGAGAAGUCAAGUUGUCGAGCAAGUCCGCACUAGAGUUCACCUCCACUCUUAAGGACCCAAGAUCUCUAGCAGAACUCGAUGCCAAGAUAUCAUGUAGCGAGCCUGGUACCUUGCCAUCAAACUUUAGAGGCCAGAUGCUCCAUGAUCGUGUUACAGAGAACAUAGGUUUCCAACACUUUGUUACUCGUGGCGCAAAGAUCACCAACACCAAGUGGGUCUACGGCUGUGUCAUCUACACUGGCCACCACUCGCUUGUGCCUGCCCUCGAGAUUGAAGGCCUGUCCACCAACAAAAAGACCAAGCUCGGACGUGUGGAGCGCAUGACCAACUACUUCUUGUUCUCGCUGUUGUCAAUCUCUGUGCUGUUGGCCGCCAUUUCGACCAUCGUGUACCGCACCAAGAUGGACUAUGAUACCUGGUACUUGGACCUAUCCAGCAUGACCGUCGCCACCAUGUUCUUCACCUUUAUCAUCCUCUACAAUGGUCUGAUUGCCAUCACACUCUAUUUCACCAUCGACAUCAUCAAGCUCAUCAACAUGACCUUUGUCAAUGAGGAUAUUGCCGGCUCUCGUCAGUUCCCCAAGUCGUCGACACUGAUUGAUGAGUUGGGACAAGUGGCCUACUUGUUCUCAGACAAGACUGGAACACUUACACAGAACCAGAUGGUGUUGAAGAAGUGUUCGAUAGGAGGUACCGUGCAUCUAGUUGACAAUUUGGCUGCCCCUGGACAUCAAAUGGAGCCAAUGAGCAACAAUAAUGGAGAGACCACAAUGAAGUUGUUCCCAGUUGACGAGGCUUUGUACCAAUCCAACCAGACUCGAAUGGACUACUUCAUGGCUAUCAUGACUUGCCACACCGUUUGCACUGAAGAUGGCGACCAAGGAGAGGUGUUCUACAAGGGUUCCUCGAUGGAUGAGUUGGCUUUGCUCAAGGGUGCCCUGUCCAAUGGCUACAAGUUGCACAAGCGUGUCAACAACUUCCUCUCUAUCUCUAUCCAGGGACAAUCCUACGAGUUCCAGGUAGUAGAGAUUAUUGGUUUCACAUCGUCCAGAAGAAGAAUGUCCGUCAUCGUUCGCAAUCCAAUCAACAACCAGGUGAUGCUCUACAUGAAAGGCGCUGAUGAGGAGAUCUUCCUGCGUCUGGCACCCAAGCAGCCAUUCGCCGACAAGACCAUCACCGACCUUGAGAACUUUGGCAAAGAGGGCCUUAGGACAUUGUGUGUUGCUCAAAAGAUACUAAAGGAAGAGACCGUUGUGCGAUGGGUCAACGAUUACCGUGCAGCCAAGUCCACUUCAAACGCCGAUGCCAUCCGUGCACUUGAGGCCGAGAUGGAGAGCAAUCUCACACUGUUGGGCGCCACAGCAGUUGAUGAUAAACUGCAAGAGGGAGUACCAGAGACCAUCCACACUCUCCGCUCGAGUGGAAUCAAGAUGUGGGUGCUCACCGGAGACAAGUUGUUGACUGCCAUGAACGUCGGUGCUAGCUGUCGUCUGAUCGACGAAUCAACCAUGGAGAUCCUUGUGCUGGCCGAGAACUCGGAGAAUGAAUGUGUCUCGAUGUUGAACGAAUACCUAGCAACCGCCACUGAGAAGAGGAACAAGAAGGACAUUGCCCUGGUCUUCUCGGGCACCAACCUCGAGUACUUGCUGUCCAACCCUACCACCAAGUUGCAGUUCCUCAAGCUUGCAGAGAACUGUAAUGUAGCCAUUGGUUUCCGUCUUUCCCCCAACCAGAAGUCAUCUGUGAUCAACUUGGUCAAGAACAACAUCCAGGAUGUCACACUCGCAAUUGGUGAUGGUUCCAAUGAUAUUGGAAUGAUUGACAAUGCAGACAUUGGUGUCGGUAUCAUUGGUCACGAGGGUAUCCAAGCUGCACAGACUGCCGACUACUCUCUUUCUGAGUUCCGUUUGCUCGAGCGCCUACUACUGUUGCAUGGCCGCAAUGCAUACCAACGUGUCACCUCGUUCAUCUUGUACAUCAUGAACAAGUCGGCAACACUUGUCUUUACGCAGUUCUGGUACACCAUCUACACACUGUCGUCUGGCUCGACGUUGUACGAUCCAACAACCAUCGUUCUGUACAGCUUCCUGUUCACACUGUUCCCAGCUAUUGCUCUUGGAGUCUUUAACCGAGCUGUGGGCACUGGUAACACCAACACAUUCCCAGAGCUCUACCAGGAUGGACCGAUGCUGGCGCACUUCAACUUCCGCAUGUUCUUCUUCACCAUCCUCUCGGCGUUGUACCAAUCGCUGUGCAUCUUCUUUGUGCCGGUGCUGAGCAUGAAUCGCGGAAUCAUCUAUGGCGACGGUCACAACAUUGACGAGUUCUACAUGGGAGUUCUGGUAUUCACCUGUCUGGUAUUCACUGUCAACUUCAAGGUGGCACUGGAGACUCUAACAUGGACAUGGGUCAGCAUUGUUGCAUUCUUGGGAUCACUUAUACUAUACUUUGGAUGGACUCUAAUUGCAUGUUCCUUUGGAAUUGGAGGUGAUUGGUAUAACAUCGACCUUCUCUCAUCAUUAUACUCAAGCGGAUACUUCUAUCUCAAUGUCAUUUUAGUUGUAAUUGUAGCAUUGUAUCCAGAAUAUGUUAUCAAAUAUGUACACCGAAGUUAUUAUCCAAAUAUGAAGGAUGUUGUACAAGAGAUGGAGAGAAAGAAGAGGGAUUAA
Messenger RNA from Acytostelium subglobosum LB1, 3159 nucleotides. RefSeq lists its product as hypothetical. The record is from RefSeq and is a predicted model, not a curated record. The transcript is spliced from 3 exons. Gene Ontology annotation, molecular function: magnesium ion binding; ATP binding; ATPase-coupled intramembrane lipid carrier activity. Gene Ontology annotation, biological process: phospholipid translocation. The coding region runs from base 1 to 3159 and encodes 1052 amino acids. Gene Ontology annotation, cellular component: plasma membrane. Lineage: Eukaryota; Evosea; Eumycetozoa; Acytosteliales; Acytosteliaceae.